UUGCCUAUACGAUGUCAACAAACGAAUUGGAAACCCAAUUUUCCGUGCCUCCGGUAAAAGCCGGAGAACGAAAGUCUACAUCUCUUUCGGGGAAAAUUCUCAUUAGCAUUACCGGUGGUAUUGCUGUAGGUCUCUCGAUUGUUUGCUACCCUUUCGUUGCACCAGCAUUGCGUAAACACUGCCUCCCGUACGUACCGGCCACGCCAAAUCAGAUAAAAAAUGUGCUAUCGUUCAUAAAGCCUGUGGGCGGUAGCAGCAGGCUGCUGGACAUAGGUUCCGGUGACGGUCGAAUUGUUAUUGCAGCUGCCCGUGCCCAACGAUCGUUAAAGGCCGAUGGUGUCGAGCUCAAUCCAUGGUUGGUUUACUACUCCAGAUUUGCCGCCCUUCGCCACGGCGUACUAGGAAAAACAAACUUCUAUCGUAAAGACCUAUGGAAGUUUAGUCUUGCUCCGUACGAUCAUAUUGUGAUAUUCGGUGUAGAACAAAUGAUGGUGGACUUGGAAAAGAAAAUACAACAAGAAGCUUCCCCUGGCACGACGGUCAUUGCAUGCCGGUUUCCGUUUCCUUCUAUGAAGGUGGAGAACCGAAUAGACGAAGGAGUGGACUCGGUUUGGGUGUAUCGCCCGGUGAAAACCGAUGGGAAAGAUUCCUUUAAUUAA
This is a messenger RNA of Anopheles coustani, 659 nucleotides long. RefSeq names its product ATP synthase subunit C lysine N-methyltransferase. Lineage: Eukaryota; Metazoa; Arthropoda; Insecta; Diptera; Culicidae. Gene Ontology annotation, cellular component: mitochondrion. The record is from RefSeq and is a predicted model, not a curated record. The coding region runs from base 12 to 659 and encodes 215 amino acids. Gene Ontology annotation, molecular function: protein-lysine N-methyltransferase activity. The transcript is spliced from 3 exons. Gene Ontology annotation, biological process: peptidyl-lysine trimethylation; positive regulation of proton-transporting ATP synthase activity, rotational mechanism; regulation of mitochondrial ATP synthesis coupled proton transport.